Molecule: messenger RNA, 327 nt
Organism: Metarhizium robertsii ARSEF 23
Lineage: Eukaryota; Fungi; Ascomycota; Sordariomycetes; Hypocreales; Clavicipitaceae
Exons: 2
Coding region: 1-327 (108 amino acids)
Source: RefSeq, a predicted model, not a curated record
AUGAGUUUGCAGUGUGAAUUGACCGCUUACCUGAAGGACUUCCUCACACAACAGUGGACACGGAAACAGCUACCCAGGGGCCUUGAGCAAGGUUGGAAGGACUAUUUGGAAGACCCAGGAGCCAACAGAUACCCCGGGUUGAAAUCUUUUUUGGCCGUCCGUCUAGGCACAAUUGAAACUGCGAGCCACUACGAGAAUCGAAAACCGAGGGGUUGGCUCGCUAAGAACUUGCAGCAGCUGUCACGGGAUGAAGUCCAAGAGAUUCUGUCCAACCUCGAGCAGACAGUCCCGCAUCCUACGGUCGCGAAAAACGGCCUGCUCACGUAG